AUGUCCUCUUCAAUUGAAUACAAAAAGCUUGGUGCCUCUGGUUUGGCUAUUUCUCCUAUCAUCGUGGGAUGCAUGUCCUACGGUAAGAAAUUUUGGGCCGACUGGGUUAUGGAAGAUGAAGAACAGAUCUUCAAAAUCUUGAAGAAGUGCUACGACUCUGGUAUUAGAACUUUUGAUACUGCUGACUUGUACUCCAAUGGUCAUUCGGAAGUUAUCUUGGGUAAGUUCUUGAAGAAGUACAAUAUUCCAAGAGAGAAAGUUGUAAUUUUAACUAAGUGCUUCUGUCUAAUUGACACAAAUAUCCCUGAUUUAAACAUCGAAACGCAAUACAAUUACCCAUCCUAUGAGUUUGUUCAUAACCAGGGUUUGUCAAGAAAGCAUAUUUUCGAUGCCGUCAAAGGUUCAGUUGAAAGAUUGGGAACCUACAUCGAUGUCUUGCAAAUUCACAGAUUGGAUGAGGAGACCCCAAAGGCUGAAAUUAUGAGAGCCUUGCACGAUGUCGUUUCUAGUGGUGAUGUCAGGUAUAUCGGUGCUUCCUCUAUGAGAGCCGCUGACUUCGUUGAAUUACAGUUCAUUGCUGAUAAGAAUGGCUGGACUAAGUUCAUCAGUAUGCAAAACUUCUACAACUUAAUCUACCGUGAGGAAGAAAGAGAAAUGAUUCCUUUCUGUAACGAUAACUCCCUUGGUAAGGUUGGCUUGAUCCCAUGGUCUCCAAUUGCCAGAGGACUUUUGGCUAGACCUCUUGGUGUAGAGUCUAACCAUAACAGAUCUGCCGACACUGACUUGGCAUUUGAGUUCUUUGGUUUGGCAAACUUGACUGAAGCCGACAAGGAGAUUAUCAAGAGAGUCGAAGAAGUUGCCAAAAAGCAUGAAGUCAGUAUGGCUGUAAUCUCCUCUGCUUGGGUCUUGAGCAAGGGUGCGUUCCCUAUCAUCGGUCUCAACUCCGAAGCAAGAGUUGACGAUGCACUUAACUCUCUCACUGUUAAGUUAACUGAUGAAGAAGUCGCAUACUUGGAAGAGCCUUACAAACCUAAGCCAGUAUAUGGUUUUCAACAUUUUAAGUGA
Molecule: messenger RNA, 1065 nt
Organism: Scheffersomyces stipitis CBS 6054
Lineage: Eukaryota; Fungi; Ascomycota; Pichiomycetes; Serinales; Debaryomycetaceae
Gene: AAD2
Product: aldo/keto reductase
Exons: 1
Coding region: 1-1065 (354 amino acids)
Source: RefSeq, a predicted model, not a curated record